This is a messenger RNA of Funneliformis mosseae, 611 nucleotides long. Lineage: Eukaryota; Fungi; Glomeromycota; Glomeromycetes; Glomerales; Glomeraceae. The record is from the annotation of a GenBank genome assembly.
AUGUCUUUAGUUCUAGAUAUCAACUCAUACUUCAAUAAUACACCCGUUUUGGAGUGGUCAUAUCAUGGUUUUUUAAAUGCUUUGAAACCUUACUUCAUAUCUGAUCUAAAUUCGAUUGAGAACCUAAAUUCAAUAAUGAGGAAGCGAUAUUUAGCUUGUUUAAAGAACUUUCUGGAUGUAAAAGAGAAACAAGGUUUGCAAAACGGACAUAAUGAAGAACAUUAUGAAUUUGUAACUCUUCUUUUGCGGCAGAAGGAACCUGAAACGCAAAAAAUUUGGAAAAUUGUCGAACUAGAGAGAAAUCUAGAGAAUGAGUUCGAAAACAAAAAGAUAAUUGUCAAGCGUAAAUCACAAAUAGACGGGCUGGAGUUGGUUCAUGUCUCUCGUCAGCAACAAAAUCUCGAACUUGUUGAUGAGUUAAAUUCAGAGAUACGGAAAAAACUGCGUUUUAACGUAGAGUCAAUAGGAAUAGGUGCAAGGUCUAGUAAUGAUGAAAAUAGCCACAGGGAUGAUAGGCCAAGGACCCCGACUCAUCAAAUAUACUCUACGACUACAAAUCAGGACAUUAUUGAUCGGCUACUAAAAGAAAAACAGCGAGCUAAAUCGACAUU